AUGUUUACUAAUUUGUGUAUUACUAGUUUGUUUAAGUCACUGCCGAAAGUCCCACCAUAUAACGGCUUCGUUCCCGCAGAGAAGUCCUUCAAACUGGCAUUUAUUCAGAUUUUUUAUAAAAACGCGGACGGCGUACACUCCCAGAACGGAUCAUGGCAGUUGACAUACAACAUAGAUUUACCCGAAUUAUGGGAGCCAAUCGGGACCGAGGGACAUUUAUUUGGGGAAGACAAUUGCAAGCCUUCUGAGGAGAAUACAGAAGAGAUGGGAACGGCCAAUGCAGAGGACAGUGAGGAGGAUUGGUUCUAGAUGUUCUUUUGCUCAUCCAAAAUAUAUAUACAUAUAUUCUCCCUUCCUAUAAUGGAAUCCUUUUUCCUCCCCUCCUUCUUUUAAAUUUAUAUUGUAAAGAAAUUCAAUUU
Molecule: messenger RNA, 419 nt
Organism: Leptopilina heterotoma
Lineage: Eukaryota; Metazoa; Arthropoda; Insecta; Hymenoptera; Figitidae
Exons: 2
Coding region: 1-309 (102 amino acids)
Source: RefSeq, a predicted model, not a curated record